Messenger RNA from Centropristis striata (black sea bass), 4947 nucleotides. Its product is annotated as pikachurin. The transcript has 24 exons. Gene Ontology annotation, molecular function: calcium ion binding; protein binding. The record is from RefSeq and is a predicted model, not a curated record. Lineage: Eukaryota; Metazoa; Chordata; Actinopteri; Perciformes; Serranidae. The coding region runs from base 244 to 3423 and encodes 1059 amino acids.
UCCAACCCACUGAUCUUUUGCAGACUGUAAUCUUAUCAGUGUCAAACCGUAGCUGCCCUUUCCUCUCGGGCAGUUUCUGCCUGUCUUUGGAUGGCGUUUCCGCCUAAAUCUGGAUCAGAAAAACGAUUUUUAUCAUAGAAAACUUUUAUCAGCAAAGGAGUUAGUUACAUUGACAGUUACAGGCGCGUUAACUGUGUGAUAAAAUGAACAUUUGACCGUUUAAACUUUCGACCAGAAGAAGACAUGGAAUCUACAUGUAAAGAAAGGACUCUUUUAUACUUACUUCUCUUUGCAAUAUGCACAGCCAGCGUUUGCCUUUGUGCAAGAAGAUCAAAUGCUCGGAGAUCUGAUCGUCUAAGUCCUCCAUUAGACAUCCAGCUGGAGACAGUCAACUGCACCACCUUCAGAGUACGAUGGAAGAUGCCCCGGCGACACGUCAGCACCAUCACCGGAUACAAGGUUUUCUACACAGAGGUGAGGAAUGGCCGCCCAAUGGGUACAGCAUCUUUGAUGGAGGUGCCUCUCAGCUUGGACAUGCUGACCACUGGGCAAUUUGAUGGACAGGCAAGCUUUGACGUGGACGUGGGUAACCUUAAGAUGAACACUAAAUACAGGGUCACCGUAGGAGCGUAUGGUUGGGCAGGGGAGGGUAGACCCAGCAUGCCCAGAGACAUCAGCACUGCUUCACAUGACAUGUGCAUGCCCCCAUCGCCACCAACUCAGCCUGUCGUUAUGGCUGUCUCUGACACGGAGCUGGCAUUGUCAUGGCAGCAAGGCGAAAGUGAGGGAAGUGCACCUGUCCUCCACUUCCUCGUGGCCUACAUCAGGCCAGAAAUGGACACGGAGUGGACAUAUAUCCGUGAGCCCAUUGAGACCAGCUCCAUGGUUUUGAAGGGGUUAUUACCGGAAACAGAGUAUCAGUUUGUUGUCAGGGCGGCCAACGUGUACGGAGUCAGCCCACCCAGCCACAUCAACAACCCUGUGCGCACUCUGGGUGCAUCGGAUGUGGGCAGUGGUGAUUACGGGCGUUACAUCACAGAUUCAGGGAUCAAAGAUGAUGAUGGCUUUGACGUUGAUGACUCUGAUUAUGAUGUCUUUAUCGAAGAGUUGAAGCCAUUCCCAGGUAUCAAUCAGGACAACAGGAAGUCCCAGCUCCGUUCACGCCCUGAACCGCCAUCUGGUCGGAACGUUGUUUACCGUAUGAACACAAUAGCUCCUCCCAACGUCACUGCCUCUCCAGCAGCCACUACCACCUCAUCCGUCUUCCCAGACUUCACUGAUCUGAUUUUUCCAACCACCUCAGAGCCCAGUACCACUUUUGACACCACAACUACUGCCCCACUGACCACUACCAUCAUCACUCUGCCUACCACCACCACCACCCCAACCAUGUCCCCCUGGAAAGGUGAGGUGCCUCGUGUGUAUGACCUGACCUGCGAUGAUACCGUGUGCCCCCCCGACAGCUUCUGUCUCAGCGAUUAUGAAGGUGGAGGCUCCCGCUGCCACUGUAACCUCGGACGAAGAGGGGACACUUGCUCUGAGGUGGUGUCGGUGAACUUUCCGAGGUUCUUUGGCUACUCUCAUAUGACCUUUGAACCCUUGAAGAACUCUUAUCAGACCUUUCAGAUCACUUUAGAGUUCAAGGCAGACUCUGAGGACGGCUUGUUGCUCUACUGUGGAGAAAAUGAGCACGGCCGCGGAGACUUUAUUUCUUUGGCUCUGGUGCGAGGCAAGCUGCACUACAGGUUUAACUGUGGCACAGGAGCAGCUCAAAUAGUCAGUGAGAGUCGUAUUGUGGUGGGUCAGUGGCACACAGUCACAGUCUUCAGGGACGGCAUGAGCGGCUGGCUGCGAAUGGAUAACGACACGCCCAUAUCUGGGCGCUCUCAGGGCCAGUACACUAAAAUCACUUUCCGCUCCCCGCUGUAUGUGGGUGGAUCCCCGAGUGCUUACUGGCUGGUCAGGGCGACAGGGACAAAUCGUGGCUUUCUUGGCUGCAUUCAGAGUCUGACCAUCAAUAACAAGGCCACAGACAUCAGACCCUGGCCUCUGGGCAGAGCUCUGAGUGGAGCUGACAUAGGUGAGUGCAGCGACAGUGUGUGUGACAUGAUCAGCUGUGCCAACGGUGGAGCCUGCUUUGCAAACCGUGCUGAUGGCUACAUCUGCCUGUGCCCGCUCGGCUUCAGGGGAGCUCUUUGUGAAGAGACUUUCCUACUGUCCUCACCUCUCUUUAAUGAGACAGUGUUUUCAUACGCUGUCAUCCCGUGGCCUCAGUCCUCUCAGAGUUAUCUGUCCUUCAUGGAGUUUGAGCUCACAUUUCGGCCUUCGAUGCCCGACGGAACGUUGCUCUACAGUGAUGAUGCAGGCAGCGGAGACUUCCUGGCUAUCAACCUGGUGGACAGAUAUGUAGAGUUCAGAUUUGACUGUGGAUCUGGAGGAGCUACAAUAAGGAGUGAAGAGCAGAUCAGUCUGGACACGUGGCAUGAGUUGAGGGUGUCACGCACAGCAAAGAGCGGUAUUCUUCAGGUGGACAGCCAAAGGCCAAUAGAAGGAAUCGCUGAGGGAGCUUUCACUCAGAUAAACUGCAGCUCUCCUCUUUAUAUCGGUGGAGUGCCAGAAUAUGAUAAAACCAAGAGGACUGCAGGUGUAAUAAAGCCCUUCACUGGAGUUAUCCAGAAGCUGAUACUCAAUGACCGUACUAUCCCGAUAACAACUGGCUCCGCAGAUGGAGUUAAUGUAGCAAAUUCAGCCCACCCAUGUGUGGAGAGUCCCUGUGCCAACGGAGGGACCUGCAGGCCGAAAUGGGACAGCUAUGAGUGUGACUGCCCCCUAGGGUACGACGGGAGGCACUGCCAGAAAGCUGUGACUGAAGCCAUUGAGAUCCCGCAGUUCAUCGGCCGAAGUUACCUGACAUAUGACAACAGAGACAUCCUGAAAAGGGUUUCUGGGUCCAGGACAAACCUUUUUAUGCGUUUUAAGAGCACAGCUAAGGAUGGACUGUUACUUUGGCGAGGAGACAGUCCAAUGAGACCGAACAGUGACUUCCUGUCAAUGGGGCUACAGGAUGGUGCACUUAUCUUCAGUUUUAACCUGGGCAGUGGUGCGGCCAACAUCGCUGUCAACGGGACCUUUACAGAUGGAAAAUGGCACAGAGUCAAAGCUGUGAGGGAUGGCCAGUCAGGGAAGCUGACAGUGGAUGAUUAUGGAGCAAAAACAGGCAGGUCACCAGGAAAGAUGAGACAACUCAACAUCAACGGACCCUUAUAUGUUGGUGGCAUGAAAGAAAUAGCUCUUCACACAAACAGACAGUACGUUGGAGGCUUGGUGGGCUGCGUGUCGCACUUCACGCUCUCCACUGAUUAUCACUUAGCGCUGGUGGAGGAUGCUGCUGAUGGCAAGAACAUCAACACCUGCUCUAACUAAAAAAUGGCUUCAAUACACGAAGGUCCGUUUGACAUUUUCAACUGGAGCCAACACCUCGACCAGCUGAAUAGUGACUUAAACUAUUACAUUUUGGUUUUACCAAAUCAGGGCUGACACGGUAUGAACUCAAAGUGGGAAAAGACAAACAACAAAGUUACUUUGAGUCACAAGAAGAUUAAAAUGGCUCCUGUGUGCAAAGUUUUUAAACUAACUCUAAACUGCCAAGUUGUACAUUUUAUUUUAAUGUUAACAACAUGUAUUGCUCUGAAAAACAGUUUGGACACAGCAAAAACGACCAGAGGAUAUUUCAAAGCACAAGUACUCUGUGAAAGGAGAAAAAAAGCUUAGCUUUAUGGGUAAUGGCGGUCUUUGAAGGACAUUUUUUUUUUCAUGGGAUGAUUCCAAUCGUAUCUUUAUUUUUUCUACUGUAAAUCCUUAUUUGAUUGCUGGAAGAACAAAGUGAUCCAAGGGAUCAAGAGUUAUCAAGUUUUUCAUGAACUGACCUAGAGCAGCUAGCAGAGAUAAACUUCUUUGUAGAGGAUUUUGGUUGUGGCUCUAGAGGAUUUCUGUUGUUUCUGUUGUUGUGGCAUCGUAUUCUUGUUCGUGAUGUAUUAUCAGUCUGUAGAAAACAUUUUUUAAAGUCUGAUUGAUGUCAGUUUUUUAAGGUUGCUAGUUCCGAAAGGUGAAAAUACCAUCUGCACACAAUAUUUCUGUCUUUAAAUGCUCUUCUUUUAGUUUACAUACUCCUUUAUUUGAAACUCUUAGAGUCACAUGAAAGUCUGACACGGUGAAAAAGCCAAAAUCCCGGAGAAUUUGUGCAUGACAGUCUGUCAUCUGACACAUACCACAGCCCUGUGGACUUCAGCCUUCAAAUUGAACUUUUCUGUUAUUUAAGCAUUUGCAGUGCAAGAUUGUCAAGAUUUAGUGCUUUUCCAUGCCGAAACUUUACUUCUUAAAAGGGACAUUCUGCGGAUGUCCCAACAUCUAUUUUGCAUUUCUUUUUUAAAUUAUUGCUUAACUGUUGUUGCCCUCCAAAAGUGACACCAUGAGAGCUACACCCUGCUUUCAAAGUUUGAGCUCAGAACAAAUCCACUAAUAAAUAGUCAGUUAUUACAUGGCUCUACAUCUUGAAGUUAUUUGUGGAGAAAAAAAGAAAGUCUGUGGCAUUUUCAACAAGCGAGUCAAGCAUUUUAAACGAGGUGCAGUCAAUGAAAUACACUGUGUGACUGGUGGCUGAUCAGAUGGGUUGGCCAUCUACUGUAAAGAAUAUAGCACAUAUUAACUGUUGAAACAUGUAUCUUAAAUAGCUGUUAAUCAUAGACUGCAGGGAAAUGUUGGUGUAGCAUCUGUGAUGUGAGCACGUGUCUGAAGAUCCAUUCAAAGGUUUAUGCUUGCUGCCAACUUUAACAUUUACUAAAGCCAGAUAAUACAAGAUUUUUGAAGGAACUGACCUGUUUCACUGUACUUGUUCGAUCACAAUCCCCCUGUCUGUAUUCCUGAACAGUUCAUAUUUAUAAGGCAAAU